UUAGCCAUAACAAACAAUUUAUUUUUAAGCAAAAAUUCGUAAACACCGUAUUUGUUUUGAAUAUUUAUUUUAUUAAAUACAGUUAUUGGCGCUCAAAUAGAAUAAAUACACGCCAGAAAAAGACGAAAAAAUUAAUAAAAUUCAGUUACUAAAGUAUAAUGGAAAGUUAUAAUUUCGAAAUAAUAAAAUAAAAGCUUAAUUACUAAUAAUUUUAAGCUAAUAAAACAAAAGUUCGAUUUUAAGCGUAACAAAGGAACAUAACUUUAUUCGUUGAUUAAAGUUAAUAACAUACAUUGUUAAAUACUUGGUUAAUUACUCGGACUUGAAAUAUCUUAAAAAUGGAGGAAAAGACAAACGACACACCAAUAUUCAUAGAAGUAAAUGAGAAUUUAAACAACGAUGACAUUGAGUACACGACAGUUGCAUCUAAACGCAUUCAGUGCCCCGAGUGUAACCGAUACACGGCGGAAAAUGAGGAGCAACUGAUUCGACACAUUAGAAAAAUACACAGAGGUGAAAAUCCGUUUCAAUGCUCCAUGUGUGACUACAGCACAUGUAACAAGGUUCUCUUCGAAGAGCAUGUCCGGAUACAUCAAGGUAUAAAGCCGUACAAGUGUUCGUUCUGCCCCCACACGAACGUGUCCAAGAAGAAUUUGAAGAAGCACGAGCUAAUCCAUCGGCCAGAUAACCCAUUGAAAUGCCCCAGUUGCACGUACAUCGCGAAACACAGACGGGGGCUAGCGUGUCACAAGAAGAAGUGUAACGUCACAGACGAAAACGUCACGAAAUGCGUGACUUGUGAUAAGAUAUUUGAUGAUAAAGAUGCGUUGACCUUGCACAAGAAGACUCAGAAGAAAUGCGAUCAAUGUAACCACAAGACUUGUACGAAAACACUGUUGACGGUUCACAAGAUUAUGGAGCACGGGAAACCAGAUAAGAGGUACAAGAAGGCGAAGAGCGACACGUUCAAGUGCACCCUCUGUGAUUGGUCGUCGAACAGCAAGCCCAGGAUUCUCUUGCAUCUGAUCCAUCAUCCAAAUCAGGUGGUUAAUGAAGAUGUCAUUGACAUUACCAUAUUAAGAACACAUGGUAUUAUGGUGUAACCUUGAUAGUUAUUUAUAUUUAAAUGUUUAAGUUUACUGGUGGUCGAGCUUUGUGCAAGCUAGCCUGGGUAGGUACCAACAACUCAUCAGAUAUAUUACCGCAAAACAGCAGUAUACCAAGUAUAUAAUUACAGGCACAAGGGACAUAACAUCUUAGUUCCCAAUGUUAACAUUUCUUACAAUGCCAAUGUAAUGGGCGUUGGUGACCACUUACCAUCAGGUGGCCCAUAUGCUUGUCCGCCUUCCUAUUCUAUAAAAAAAGUUUAUCUGUAAUAAAAGUAUUAU
Nymphalis io (European peacock) is the source of this 1388-nucleotide messenger RNA. Its product is annotated as zinc finger protein 93-like. Bases 339 to 1103 code for a protein of 254 amino acids. The transcript has 3 exons. The record is from RefSeq and is a predicted model, not a curated record. Gene Ontology annotation, biological process: regulation of transcription by RNA polymerase II. Gene Ontology annotation, molecular function: RNA polymerase II transcription regulatory region sequence-specific DNA binding; DNA-binding transcription factor activity, RNA polymerase II-specific. Lineage: Eukaryota; Metazoa; Arthropoda; Insecta; Lepidoptera; Nymphalidae.